Cololabis saira (Pacific saury) is the source of this 3370-nucleotide messenger RNA. RefSeq names its product solute carrier family 1 member 6 (gene slc1a6). Gene Ontology annotation, molecular function: glutamate:sodium symporter activity; L-glutamate transmembrane transporter activity; neutral L-amino acid transmembrane transporter activity. The record is from RefSeq and is a predicted model, not a curated record. The transcript has 12 exons. Gene Ontology annotation, biological process: L-glutamate transmembrane transport. Lineage: Eukaryota; Metazoa; Chordata; Actinopteri; Beloniformes; Belonidae. Gene Ontology annotation, cellular component: plasma membrane. The coding region runs from base 228 to 1916 and encodes 562 amino acids.
GGGAGGACUCUGCGAGUGGACCACACUAAUUCAUCCUCGGCGGUGUGGGGGAGAGGAUCACAUCCACAUCACGGUGUGAGGACCGUCUUGGCCGGAGACAACGCCUUCAAGGAGGACAAGAAGUGGAAACGGUGGGAUCUGUCCACUCGUGAGAACUUGACACAAGCAAAGACCAAAACCAGGUUUCCCAUGAGACCUCCCUCCUCGACCAGGUGCUGGAACUUAUUAUGAGUGAGAAGCCGCCCAACAGUGCAAGUCUUUUCCUAAACGAGGACACAGACAAGCCACCUUUGGCAGACCGAGGAGACCUGAGGAGGCGUCUACGCAGAGCCAUGGAGAGGAGAGCCAGCAGCAUGAAGGAGAGGAUGUCCUCCAUCAGCAGGGACAACCUCAAAGCUUUCCUCAAAAGAAACCUGUUUGUUUUGUUCACUGUUGCUGCCGUUGCCAUGGGUGUAAUCCUGGGCUUUGCUCUACGUUCCCACAACCUGUCUCCGAGGGAGAUCAAGUACUUUGCUUUUCCUGGGGAGCUCCUGAUGAGGAUGCUGCAGAUGCUGGUGCUGCCGCUCAUCGUCUCCAGCCUGGUCACAGGUAUUUCCUCUCUGGACAGCACAGCGUCAGGUAAGAUGGGUGCUCGCGCGGUGGUCUACUACAUGGUGACCACCCUGAUUGCUGUGUUUAUUGGCAUUGUGACCGUCAUGAUCAUCCAGCCUGGAAAAGGCAGCAGGGACAGUCCUGCCACCAGAAAUGGGAAUAUUGAAUCGAUCCAGGCUACUGAUGCUUUUCUAGAUCUCAUUAGGAACAUGUUUCCUCCUAAUUUGGUAGAAGCUUGCUUCAAGCAGCAUAAAACUGUGUACAAGAGGGUCGUUCACACGAGGAAUGUGACAGUGAAUCUGAACCUCACCGACUCCGUCAACGUGACGGAGUCUAACCUGAGCAUGAACCUCAGCAGGGUGUUGCACACCAUACAGGAGACGGUUGAGGAGACUGUCCCUGUGUCUGGCUCCUCUAGUGGAGUGAACGCUCUGGGUCUGGUGGUCUUCUCCGUGUGCUUUGGUUUGGUCAUCGGCAACAUGAAGCAGCAGGGCCAGGCCCUUAGAGACUUCUUCGACUGUUUGAAUGAAGCCAUCAUGAGGCUGGUGGCCAUCAUCAUCUGGUAUGCUCCAGUGGGCAUCCUGUUCCUUAUCGCAGGGAAAAUAGUAGAGAUGAAGAAUCUAGCAGAAGUGGGUGGACAGUUGGGGAUGUACACCGUAUCGGUCACUGUGGGCCUCCUCAUCCAUGGCCUCUUUGUGCUGCCGCUGCUCUUCUUCCUGGUGACCAGAAGGAACCCUUACACUUUCAUUGGUGGAUUGCUGCAGGCACUCAUCACUGCCUUAGGAACGUCCUCUAGCUCUGCUACGUUGCCCAUCACUUUCCGUUGUCUUGAAGAAAACAACCACGUGGAUAAACGAGUGACGCGCUUCGUCCUUCCUGUGGGCGCCACCAUCAACAUGGAUGGAACUGCCCUCUAUGAGGCCGUGGCAGCCAUUUUUAUAGCUCAAGUCAACGACAUGGACCUAAACUUUGGCCAGAUUCUUACAAUCAGUAUCACAGCAACUGCUGCCAGCAUUGGAGCAGCAGGCAUCCCUCAGGCUGGCCUGGUUACCAUGGUGAUCGUAUUGACAUCGGUGGGACUGCCCACAGAGGAAAUAACACUGAUAAUCACUGUGGAUUGGUUCUUGGAUCGGUUGCGCACCACCACCAAUGUACUGGGCGACUCACUCGGGGCUGGCAUUGUGGAGCACCUUUCCCGCAGAGAACUGCAGAAUGAAGAUGGCGAAGUGUGCAACUCUGCAACUGAGGAGAAUGAGAAGCCGUACCAGCUCAUCAGCCAGGAAAAUGACGCAUUCAACCACCUCAACAGUGAGACAACGAUGUGAACACAAUGCAUGACCUGCAAGGACUCCACGUACCAAAAGCAUUUUAGAUUUAGUUAGCUCUGAGUUGUUGGUCCUAAAGAAAAUAUUAGUUCCUGGUCUACUGGGCCAGCACUUUGUUUUUGCCACAUCCUUUCCCUCAAAUUACAGAAUGUUCUCUGGAAAACAACACAAAGCCUGUCCUGAGGCGGCGGGAUGACAGGAAAUUAAGUACACAUGUUUAGAAACAGUUACACAUCCAGUGUUUUUUCCCACAGUUUCAGAUUUUUAUUCAUUUAAUGUGGAGACAGUUUUAUUUCAUCAAAGACUUUUCAAAUUGAAGUCAAACUCUUGAACCUCAUUGAGUUAUUAGUGAUUCAUAAUUUUAAAUCCACCUGAGCAUCAUAAAACUGAUCAACGCGGGAAAACAGUAUGCUCCCAAGUAAGCAAACUAGUCAAAAAGCCAAUAUAAUGAAAUAAAAAGAAAUUCUGCACAUUUAGGCUCAAUCUUUUGCAGAAAUCAUAUUAACUACUUAUAUUAUUUCCUUUCCAAAUAACUAUAUCUGUCAUUCUGAUCAUGACUACCUCUCUCUUUCUGAAAGGCAACACAAAUCAGGAUCCUCGGGAUGUAAAUACAUCAGUGUCAGUAUUUUCUUUGUCUUUCUGUGUUUUUUAAGUUUUCUUAGAUAAUGUAGUUCCAAGACUUUGAAUGUACUUGACUGUUGAACACUGAAAAAUGGUAAGAAGAAAACUACUUUUAUGAGUUCUAUUGUUUCACUGACUUGGUAGAAUGUCAUUUUUUUCUUAUGGAUAUUUGUCUGAUCUCUUAUAUUUAUUUGGGGCUAUUGUGUUUAAACUGUGAGUGCAGAACCAUCCUGCAAGACGGUGAUUUGACAGAAAUAGCUGCAAUAAUACUGAAAUUGCUAACUUCCUCCUUGUUGGCUUUUAUUUUUUCAGUUUUGAAAGUGUCUUUUCUUUCCUUUAUUUCUUUCAAAUACCGGUUCACGUGAAAAAAACUUUACACGCUUAAAUACAUUAAGAAAAAGUAUUUUAUUUUUAGCCACAACAGUGUUUUAAUGAUAAUGCACCCAUUUCCACCUGGUUGGCUGUAUUUUUUUUUUUUUUUUGCAUUGUAUAAUAUAUUAUUAGUGAAUAAGGUAAAAUAUUGUUUUAUGUUUAAGUUGAAAACAGCAUGCAAUCAUCAAAUCAUUGAUUGUUUUAUCUUAUAGUUUUGUGGAAGAGUACCGUGAAGAAAGUUUGUAAAUGCUUUAAGAAUUUGAUUGCACUGUUGUUUGAUUAAGUGCUGUGCAUAAUAAUCAAAUUGUGAAUUUACAGUAUGUGCCAUUUAAUUAAAUGCUUAUUUAACUUGCCUUUGUAAUUCUCCUUAAGAAGUUGUACUUAAUUAUGAUGCUUGAUGUUAUUUUAGUGAUUUUUUAUUUUUUUUGAUGGAAGAGCAGUUCAACCUUUGAAUGAGAACA